Messenger RNA from Triticum turgidum subsp. durum (durum wheat), 2193 nucleotides. The record is from the annotation of a GenBank genome assembly. Lineage: Eukaryota; Viridiplantae; Streptophyta; Magnoliopsida; Poales; Poaceae.
AUGACGGAGGGCAAGAUCGUCGCCUGGAACGCCGCCGAGGGGGACCGCCUCGCCAAGGGCGACCCUGUUGUUGUCGUGGAGUCUGAUAAGGCCGACAUGGACGUCGAGACCUUCCACGACGGGUUCCUCGCCGCCGUACUCGUCCCCGCGGGAGAGUCCGCGCCCGUCGGCUCCGCCAUCGCGCUCCUCGCCGAGUCCGAGGAGGAGAUCCCGCUCGCCCGGUCCCAGGCUGCCAACUUCUCCUCCUCCGCCGCCGCCUCGCCGCCGGCCCCCCAGGAAACCGUCGCCCAAGAAACGUCCCCUGCUCCGCCUCCUCCGGCGCCCGUAGCAGUCUCUGCGCCAGCACUGCCCUCACCGGCCACACAGGGCGGGGCGCGCGUGGUUGCCUCGCCUUAUGCCAAGAAGCUCGCAAAGGAGCUCAGCGUUGAUCUAUUCGCAGUCAGUGGCUCUGGCCCAGGGGGGAGAGUUGUGGCAAAGGACGUAGAGGCUGCGGCAGCUGCCCCCAAGAAAGCUGGGCCAGAGCCAGCUGCUCGACCAGAUGUUCCAUUGGGAUCCACGGCGCCAUUCACCACAAUGCAGGGCGCUGUGAGCAAGAACAUGGUGGAGAGCCUUGCUGUGCCGGCGUUCAGGGUCGGGUACACCAUCACAACCGAUGCUCUCGAUGUGCUCUACAAGAAAAUUAAGGCAAAGGGUGUGACAAUGACAGCGCUGCUGGCGAAGGCUACAGCGAUGGCGCUGGUGCAGCAUCCUGUGGUGAACUCCAGCUGCAGAGAUGGGCAGAGCUUUACUUACAACAGUAGCAUCAACAUUGCUGUCGCGGUGGCCAUCGAUGGUGGAUUGAUAACCCCCGUGCUCCAGGAUGCUGAUAAGGUUGAAUGCUUUGUGUAUUUGUUGAUUGUUCUGAAGCUUGAUAUUUAUUCACUGUCAAGGAAAUGGAAGGAGCUGGUUGAUAAGGCUCGGGCAAAGCAGCUGCAGCCCCAGGAGUACAACUCUGGUACCUUUACUCUUUCAAACCUCGGUAUGUUUGGAGUUGAUAGAUUCGAUGCGAUCUUGCCACCUGGAACUGGAGCAAUCAUGGCUGUUGGCUCAUCACAACCGACAGUUGUUGGUACAAAAGAUGGUAGAAUUGGGAUCAAGAGCCAAAUGCAGAUAGGUGUCAGGCAUGAGUAUUUACCUGAGUGUUUAUUAAUUGUUGAUUACGUUGAGCUCGAUGUACAAUGGAAGCAAAGCAAGCCAGCUGCUUUGAUCGACCGCCUUCAUAAACCCCUCAAGGAGCUUAUUCUUGCUUCCAUUUCCAUAGCCUGGUGGGAAGCCUUUGCCUGCAAAAGCCGCUGCUUCUAUUUCUAUAGCCUGGUGGGAAGCCAUUGCCUGCAAAGCUGCGGCAUGGCUGCCGCCUCGUCUGGCCGUGCAGAGGUCGACACCUCUCGCGCGUUCCGGUCUGUCAAGGAGGCGGUUGCCGUGUUCGGUGAGCGCAUUCUCGCGAAGGAAGCACAGUUCAGGCCGGGUGCCCAUGCCAACCAUCGUGUUGUUAGGGAGAGGAGUUCUUGGCGUGACUCUGUCGCCAUUGCUUCCUCAAAAGAGAAGCUUGAGGGGAGUUCUGACCUCAUCAAGGGAAGCCACUCCACCAAUCCAAACGCCGUCGCGGCAUCAUCGUCGCCGUCUCUAGCCCACGACGACGACUACGACAAGCAGAUCCGGAAGGAAUCCAAUCUCAUGACCAUGAGCUCCAUCAAGAAGGUGGAGGAAGAGGCGGCCAAGACAAGGCUGGAGGCGGUGCAGGUCAAGAGGAGGCUGGCCGACCUGGAGCUAGCCAUGGCGAACCUCAACGCGAAGCUCCACCGUGCCCUCUCGAGGCUGGCAUACAUAGAGGCCGACAAGGCGGCGGCCGCAAGGGCCAGCAUCCAGCAGAGGGACAUCAACACGUCGGCGCUGACGGUCUGGGCCAAGGCGAAGCCCGAGCGGCAUCCAUUGCGACACCUGCUGAGCCUCGACGAUGCCGACGAGGAGGUGAAGCAUGGCCCGGAAAGGGAGACGACAAUGACAACGAUAAAGAGGAAGAUGCAGAAGCAGAAGCCAAUCAUGCCCCUUGUUGUUCCGCUCAUCAGUGAUGUGCUUUUCUCCAAGAAGAAGAGGAUGAACGACAAGGAGAGCUUGUACCUGAAGGAGCUCUACAGCUUGCUAAGGCUGUCUUGA